AUGGCCUCCAGCUUGAAGGAUUUCAUCCAUUCCAUGGAUCCAAACUCUCUUCCUCGGAUUCUGCAAAUCCAGUCUGGUUUUUAUGAUGAAGUUUAUGAAAAGUACAGCCAUGAAUGCUGUUUGUCAACUGGAGACGUGAUUAAAGUUGUUGGAUUAAAAGUGAAAAAAGUCCUUGCAAGCAACUAUGAAAGUGAAGACACUGGUUUCUGCUCUACUACAGUUGAGCUACCUUUAAAUUUUCCAGGUCUUUGCAGAAUAGUGGCUGAUAAAACACCGUAUGCUAACAUUGAAGAAAUUGUGAAAAAAGUUUUGAUUGGAUCAACACAACUGCAACAUCCCUGCUUCUGUUGCUCUAAGGAUGUAAAAACAGAAAACCUAACCAUCAAACAGGGUGAGAAGAUAAUAUUCAGCUCUGUGGAAAACAACAAUGGGAUAUUGACUAUACACUGUGGAGUAAUGAGGGAUAACCAGCUCCAUGCCUUUGUAUUGCCAGUUUCGCAAGAAGGUGACUUCUAUGAAUGCGAAGAUUAUCAGAUUUAUACCCUGAAAGAUAUUGCUGAAUGGAAAAUCCCAAAGAGCAGAAGUCGGAGUGUGACAUUUACUAAUACCUGCAAUGCUGUAAAUUCUUCCAGUUUGCUUCCUAUAGAUGUUGAUGGUUGUGUUGUCCUAACACCAGUAUAUGAAGUACAAGCAAUGAUGAAAUUUCAAAAAGAGAAAGUUUACUUCCUUUCCGAUUUAGAUGUUGAAGUCAAAGAUGUAACUGACCAUUACAAUAUUCACAGUUUCCUUCAGCCAUUGUCAAUGGAAGAUAUAUUGAAAAGGUCAUGCAACGAAUUUCCUAUUGUUGUUGCAGUAAUUGAAGGCUCCACUGGAAACAAGCAAUCAUAUACUUUAUUGCAUCCUGGUAGAGAAAUAGUAAUUUACAAAAAAUGCCAGGCAACAAGAAUCUUAGCAUCUGAGAUCAAGGGUGAUGCCUAUAAAAAGCACUUUUUAAUUCCUACUAGCUACAAAGGGAAGUUCAAAAGAAGACCCCGGGAAUUUCCAACAGCCUAUGACCUGAAAAUAGCAAGGAGUAUGAAGGAGCAGCUUCAUGUUAUAGCUACCAAAGCUUUUGAGUCACCUCACAAAGGACUGUCUUCUGUUUCUAUCGGAGACCAAUUUCAAAUUCCACAGUGCCAGCUAAGUGAAAUUGUUGAUCUGGGAAAGAAGGAAGUAGAGAAUGCUUUAGCCUGUGAACAAAUUCUGUUGCAAAACAAAACCUACAAGAGUGUACUUCUUCCAAUGUGCAUGGAAGGGGGCUUUGUUGAACUUGUCCAUGAUAAGAAGCAGUAUGAACUUAUGGAGCUUUGCAAAGAUUUCCAUCUUCCAUUUAAUGUCAAAGUCUCCAUAAGGGAUCUUUCCAUCCAAGAUGACAUUUUGGCUGGUAUAUCAUGCCUGCAGCUUGAAGAAGAAAUAGUAGAUUUGUACCUGUUAGUCAGCACUUUCAGCAACCCCACAGAAAUCUGGGAAGCUCCUGUCCAUCGUUUAAAUAUGUCCGUCCAGUUGCUCAGCAAACAUGCGGAAGCUAUUGUGUAUUUCCCAACAAGGUCUAUUGUGGAAGAGAUUACAGAAGAACAGUAUUACAUGAUGAGAAAAUAUGAAAGUCAAGCCACAAAUCCACCACCAAGACCUCCUAAAACCCACAUAGCAGAAGAGUCCAAGGCAUCUUUUCUUACUGUACCAGCUCAAAGUGCUUGUGGUCUACCAAGACCUAGGAAGGAUCUCUGUGUAGAUGCCACCAAGAUGCGGCUCUCAAAUAAAGCUGCUGCUGUUUUGGGAUUACAGUUCAGUUGUCAAAGUGAUUUAGAGCAACCCGAAAACAAAGAGGACAUGGCUGGGACAGCUACAUUUGCAGAAGAGAGGAUGAUUAAAGAUUCAUCAAAGAGUGUGCUUGUGAAGCAAAGGGCAGAAAAGAAACCAAAGGCUGGACCUGAUGCUGAUGAUAAGGAUGAUGACAUUUUAGAAAGUGCUACAAAAAAAACCCUGGAAUCCUCUGAAAACGAAAUGAUUCAAUUUUGUCAAAAAGCAUUGUACCACUGUCCACAUCAUUGAGUAUGAUGAUGCCAAACCAACUGAAGACAGCAGAAAAAGAUACUUCAGUGAUGAUGAGAAGAACAUUGCUGUGCAUUCAAAAACAUUGAGACCAAGAUGUAGUGAUACUAAUUCAUUUUAUUAAAGGGAACAGGAAAAAAAGAGAUGGUUAAAGUCAUAAUGACUCAUUUCUACACAAAGACAGACAGAGGCAUCUGACUUAUUUCAGUCUCAGUCCUGGCUUUGGGACAGAAUUGGCCUUGGUCACCCUGGAUGGAUGACCUUCAGGACUGGGGGAGUGUGACCUUGCUUGAUCUCUCAGUGACUUUCAAUACUUUUGAACACGAUGCUCUCCUGAACCAUGGGAGUUAGUGGCACUGUGUUGCAGUAGUUCCCCAUUUUGAAUAAGGAGAUGCUGUGACUGUUUUACCCAUUCAUUUGUGGUGUAGUGGCUAGAGUGCUGGACUAUGACCUGGAAGACCAGGGUUCGAAUCCCCACACAGCCUUGAAGCUCACUGGGUGACCUUGGGCCAAUCACUGCCUCUCAGCCUCAGAGGAAGGCAAUGGUAAACCCCCUCUGAAUACUGCUUACCAUGAAAGCCCUAUUCAUAGGGUCACCAUAAGUCGGGAUUGACUUGAAGGCAGUCCAGUGUAGUGUGACUGUUUUAAACCAGUGCCUGGAUACAAUGAUGGGCUAGAUGAGGACCAACAAACUGAGACUAAAUUCUGGUAAGAUGGAGAUUUUGUGGGUGAGUGCUUCCCAGUUGGGAGUUCACCAGAUCUGAAUGGACUUGCACAUAUUUUGGAGAAGUGCCUAGAUCUAUCUCUGUGACUGUAGGGUCAUUAUAUAGCAACGAGAGUGGCUGUAUACUAUAGCCAGCAUGGAUUUUUCCCAUUCUGCAAUGUUAAAUUGAAAAUACCCCCCAUGCCAUUCUGAUGCUUCCCAUAAGUUCAUUUCAAAACAAAACCUUACAGGGGACCCCUAUUCCCCUGAGAGAGCUCCAGUGGCCAGAGUGGUUUAAAAGUCAGCCUCUCUGAUUGAAUAUCUGUGAGGGAAACAGAGCAUCUCCUAGCAACUCUCAGCACCAGUCACAAACUACACUUCCCAGGAUUCUUUGGGGAAACUAUGACUGUCUAAAGUGAAAUAAAGGUCUGGUAUGGAUGUAGCCAGGGACAGCUUUGGUUUAAAUUUGGGUGGGAGACUACAUGUGCCUGCUAUAGAAUAAAAAGGUGGGGGAAACCCUGAAAAACAAUGUUACUGUUCACAAUCUUUUUCUUUUGGAAAUGAAAGGGACUUCCCCUCUGCCCAGUGCCCACUCGCCCAAUCUCUACCUCUCCUCCUUUCUCCCUCCCCUUCCUGCCCUCCUCCUCCCCUCCCUUCCUCUCUCCCAGGUCAGUUUCAUCUAUCCAAAGCAUGUUUGCACAGGAGUAAAUCCCACUGAACUCAAAAAGCAUGCAAAUGAUCAAACCUGCCCUCCUCCUCCCUCCUAUCCCCUCCCUCUUGUCCUUCUUUCCCCCUUCCCCAUCCCCUUCCAAUCCCCUCCUUCCCCACACCUGCUCCACCUCCCUUCUACCCUCCCCUCCCCCAUGGUCAGUUUUACCCAUCUUAAGCAUGAUCGCAUGGGAACUCAAUGAUCAAACUUACCCUGUCCUCCACCUCCCUCCCACCACCUCCUUUUUGCCCCUUCCCUCCCUCUCCUUCACAUCUCCCCUCUCCUACCAAUCCCCUUCUUCCCCCUUCCCCCUUCCCUCUCCUUCCUCUCCCCUCCCCCUCAUCCUCCCCAUGGUCAGUUUUACCUAUCCUAAGCAUGAUUGCACAGGAGUAAAUCCCACUGAACUCAAUAAACAUGAAAAUGAUCAAUCCAUCCUUAGCAAACUUGCACAGGAUCCCAUUUCUUACCUUCUGAAUUAAAAAGCAGAGAAAUUCACUAAUAGGCAAAACAAACUUUGUGGUUUAAGAACAUACCUAUAGUCAACAGAUAUUUCUAUCAAACUUUAAAAAGCAGGGAAAUUGGGCAGCUAUAGUGAAUGCACCAUGGGAGCAGGAGACCCGACCUCUCUGAGAUAUUGUACUGCCCUACAAAUUUGUCAAAAUGCAAACACAAUUUGGUUUGGUCUUUCACAGUCCAAUUCACUUUCUGCGUAAUGUUUACUUUGCAAUGUUAGUGAAG
Molecule: messenger RNA, 4241 nt
Organism: Rhineura floridana
Lineage: Eukaryota; Metazoa; Chordata; Lepidosauria; Squamata; Rhineuridae
Gene: THEMIS
Product: thymocyte selection associated
Exons: 7
Coding region: 1-2091 (696 amino acids)
Biological process (GO): T cell receptor signaling pathway
Source: RefSeq, a predicted model, not a curated record